AUGGCUACGUUUCGGCGGUUUCGCCCAGACGAUGUGAACAAGUUUUCCAAGUGCAACCUCGACCCUUUCACGGAAACAUACGAACUUAACUUUUACCUUCAAUAUCACGCAAAAUGGCCAUCACUUUUCCAAGUGUGCGAGGAUAUGGAUGGGAAUAUCGUCGGAUAUAUCAUGGGCAAGGUUGAAUCCUCACCAGAUGCCUACAAAUUCUCCGAGCAUUAUCUGCCGUGGCAUGCUCACAUAACAGCACUCACUGUUGCCCCAGAGGCACGCAGAUCCGGCAUUGCCAAGAUCUUGACAGAUCAGUUAGAGGUCGCAGCUGAUGCCGAGAAUGCUUGGUUUGUGGACUUGUUUGUGCGGAGCAGCAAUCACAAUGCUAUUGCACUCUACAAGAAUUUGGGAUAUAGUGUAUUUCGCGUUGUCAAGGACUAUUACGGCGAUCACGCCACAGAUCCCACCAAAUCCAGUGAGGACGCUUUUGAUAUGCGCAAGCCCAUGAAGCGAGACAAGGAUCAUCAGCAUAUUCGAGAUGACGGGGAGAACCAUUUUGUCAACCCUGAGGACGUCUGGUAA
Fusarium coffeatum is the source of this 573-nucleotide messenger RNA. RefSeq lists its product as uncharacterized. The record is from RefSeq and is a predicted model, not a curated record. Gene Ontology annotation, biological process: N-terminal peptidyl-methionine acetylation. Gene Ontology annotation, molecular function: protein-N-terminal amino-acid acetyltransferase activity. Gene Ontology annotation, cellular component: NatB complex. Bases 1 to 573 code for a protein of 190 amino acids. NCBI's taxonomy places the organism in Eukaryota, Fungi, Ascomycota, Sordariomycetes, Hypocreales, Nectriaceae. The transcript is spliced from 2 exons.